This is a messenger RNA of Acanthosepion pharaonis, 1092 nucleotides long. The record is from the annotation of a GenBank genome assembly. Lineage: Eukaryota; Metazoa; Mollusca; Cephalopoda; Sepiida; Sepiidae.
AUGUUCUUUCUUUCUUUCUUUCUUUCUUUCUUUCUUUCUUUCUUUCUUUCUUUCUUUCUUUCUUUCUUUCUUUCUUUUGCUUGCACUGUCCACUCUAUGCUUUUCUUUCUUUCAUUCUAUUUGAACUCUCCUUUUUCUUACUCUGUGCUGCUUUUCUUUCUUUCUUUCUUUCUUUCUUUCUUUCUUUCUUUCUUUCUUUCUUUUUGCAUUUUCGACUAUACUCUUUUCUUUCUUUUCAUUCUGCUAUUCUUUCUUUUCAUUUCACGCUUUUUUUCUUUUUCCUCCCUCCCUUUCUUUCUUUCUUUCUUUCUUUCUUUCUUUCUUUCUUUCUUUCUUUCUUUCUUUAUUUAUUUCGAUGUGCACUCUAGGCUAUUCUUUCUUUCUUUUUUCAUUUUGUGCUUCCUUCGUUUUUUGCAUUCUUUCUUUCUGUUUCAAUUCGAGGCAGUUCUUUCUAUUUCUCAUUCUAUACUUUCUAUCUAUUUGCACUCUAAACUAUCCCUUCUUUCUUUCUUUCUUUCUUUCUUUCUUUCUUUAUUUCUUUCUUUCUGCUAUUCUUUCUUUCUUUCUUUCUUUCUUUCUUUCUUUCUUUCUUUCUUUCUGCUAUUCUUUCUUUCUUUCUUUCUUUCUUUCUUUCUUUCUUUCUUUCUUUCUUUCUUUCUGUAUUUUGAGUUAUUCUUUCUUUUUUUCUUUUUCUCUUCUUUCUUUUACUUCUUUCUUUCUUUACUUCUUUCUUUCUUUCUUUCUUUUUCAGGCUUUCUUUCUUUUUUCUUUCUUUCUUUCUUUCUUUCUUUUCUUUUCUUUCUUUUUCUAUUUGUACCCCAGGCUAUUCUUUCUUUCUUUCUUUCUUUCUUUCUUUCUUUCUUUCUUUCUUUCUGCACUCUAAGGUAUUCUUUCUUUCUGUUUUUUUCUUUUUUCUUUCUUUCUAUUCCGUUCUUUCUUUCUGUUCUUUCUUUCUUUCUUUCUUUCUUUCUUUCUUUCUUUCUAGGCUGUCUUUUCUUUUUCUAUUCUAUUCUUUCUUUCUAUUCGGUUUUCUUUCUUUUUCUCUUUCUAUUCGUUCCUUCUUUCCUUCUGUUUUCUUUCUAUUAUGUUUGA